Messenger RNA from Mustela lutreola (European mink), 526 nucleotides. Its product is annotated as keratin-associated protein 12-1-like. The record is from RefSeq and is a predicted model, not a curated record. NCBI's taxonomy places the organism in Eukaryota, Metazoa, Chordata, Mammalia, Carnivora, Mustelidae. The transcript is spliced from 2 exons. The coding region runs from base 224 to 526 and encodes 100 amino acids.
GCUGUCACAGAGUCUCCUGAACAGAGUCGCUUCCACCAGGACACUCCAGGAAGAGACGCACAGGGGAGGAGGAGGAAGAGGAAAACAAUCAGGCCACCAGGAGGAAGGCCCCCGUGUGGCUUGUUGCCAGGAUGCCACAGCCCGGGUAUAAAGGCUGCCUGGGGAAGGAGCCUCCAGACCAGCCCCGUCCUCCACCCUGACUCCACUCCAGCCCCACGCCACCAUGUGCCAGUCCAGCUGCUCCACGGGCUGCCAGCCGGCCUGCUGCGUGCCCAGCUCCUGCCAGAUGUCCUGCUCUGUGGCCUGCGGCCAGGCCUCCUCCUGCAGCUCAGCCUGCUGUGUGCCCAGCUCCUGCCAGACGUCCUGCUGCGUGCCCGUGAGCUGCAAGCCAGCCGUGUGCGUGCCCGUGAGCUGCAAGCCCGUUGUGUAUGUGGCUCCCUCCUGCCAGGCCUCUGGGGGCUGCCAGCCCUCCUGCCCCACCCUGCUCUGCAGGCCUGCCCCCUGCGGCACCCCUACCUGCUGCUGA